AUGUCAUCAUCAAUUAUUUCAUUACUUGCUUUAGCUGGUAAACAAAUAACUAUUUAUUUGGGCACAUUUACUCUUGUUGUUGGUGUUAUUGGUGGAUUACUCAAUGUCAUUGUUUUCCUUAGUCUGAAAACUUUUCGAGAAAGUUCUUCUGCAUUUUAUUUAAUUAUUAUGUCCAUUGUCAAUAUAGGUCAACUGCUUACUGGUUUACUUUCUCGAAUUAUGACAAGUGGUUUUGGUAUUGAUUGGACAUUAACAUCUUUAUUUUAUUGCAAAUUUCGAUAUUACUGUUUUAAUAUAUGUGCAGAAAUGUCAAUGACUUGCAUUUGUUUGGCAAUAAUUGAUCAAUAUUUAGCCACUUCUUCUCGUGCACAAUGGCGACAAUGGUGUAACAUGAAAAUAGCUUAUCGUUUGGUGUUACUAUUUGUUCUCAUUUGGAUUAUUCAUAAUAUUCCUUUUAUGAUCUGUUAUGAUCAUGUUAUAUCAAUAACGACAGGUCAAGUCAUAUGCAUAAAUAUGAAUAAUAUUUUUCAACAAUAUACAAUUUAUGGCACUACUCUAAUUAUUGGAAAAGUUAUUCCUAUCUGUAUUACAUUUGUGUUUGGACUUUUGGCUUAUCAUAAUGUACAACAAUUAGGUUAUCGGACAAUACCUCUUGUUCGUCGUGAAUUAGAUAAACAGUUGACAGUGAUGAUUUUAGUUCUCAUUGUUUUUGCUUUCUUUACUAAUAUGCCAUUUGUUAUUGUAUACAUUCUAUCAGCAAUGCCAGGACUCACUCAAGAUCCUGUCGUAUCAGCACAAAUACAAUUUGCCAAUCUUGUGACCACAUAUCUUGUUUAUAUAUAUUUUGCAGUGAGUAUCCUUAAAUUAAACAUAUAG
Molecule: messenger RNA, 876 nt
Organism: Adineta steineri
Lineage: Eukaryota; Metazoa; Rotifera; Eurotatoria; Adinetida; Adinetidae
Source: the annotation of a GenBank genome assembly